CGCCAACUUCUCUGGAUGGGGCUAGAAGUUUCUAGCCGGCCAGUUGCUGCCUCCCUUUAUCUCCUCCUUCCCCUUUGGCAGCGCGGAGGCUAUUUCCAGACACUUCCACCCCUCUCCGGCCACGUCACCCCCUCCUUUAAUUCAUAAAGGUGCCCUGCGCCGGCCUCCCGGACACGUCGGCGGCGCGCAGGACUCCGCUCCUCCCGCCGCGCAGCGGUGCCCGCACCCGAGACCCGAGACCCCCCGCCUGCGCCCCGGCCGCCCCGGGCGGACCCCACCCAGCAUGAGCGCUGCCACCCACUCCCCGAUGGUGCAGAUGGCGUCCGGCGCUGGCGCCGGCGACCGCGACCCCCUGCCCCCGGGCUGGGAAAUCAAGAUCGACCCGCAGACCGGCUGGCCCUUCUUCGUGGACCACAACAGCCGCACCACGACGUGGAACGACCCGCGCGUGCCCCCCGAGGGCCCCAAGGAAACUCCAUCCUCUGCCAACGGCCCCUCCCGCGAUGGCUCCAGGCCUCUGCCCACUAGGGAAGGCCAGGCUGUGUACCCCCAGCUCCGACCAGGCUACAUUCCCAUUCCUGUCCUCCACGAAGGCUCUGAGCACCGGCAGCCACACACUUUCCAUGCCUAUCCCCAGCCUGGGGUGCAGCGAUUCCGAACCGAGGCAGCUGCGGCUGCCCCUCAGAGGUCCCAGUCACCUCUGCGCAGCAUGGCAGAAGCCGUCCAGCCAGACAAGCAGUGUGGACAGGGCGCGGCGGCUACCUCUGCUCAGCCCCCCGCCUCUCAUGGACCUGAGAGGUCCCAGUCUCCAGCUGCCUCAGACUGCUCAUCGGCGUCCUCCUCGGCCAGCCUGCCCUCCUCCGGCAGGAGCAGCUUGGGGAGUCACCAGCUCCCCCGGGGCUAUAUCCCCAUCCCAGUGAUCCAUGAGCAGAACGCCGCCCGGCCGGCAGCCCAGCCCUUCCACCAAACCCAGAAGACCCACUACCCAGCUCCACAGGGUGAAUACCAGACUCACCAGCCUGUGUACCACAAGAUCCAGGGUGACGAGUGGGAGCCCCGGAGCCCGAGGGCGGCGUCCCCUUUCAGAUCGCCCGUCCGGGGCGUGUCCAGCAGGGAAGGCUCGCCAGCCAGAAGCAGCACACCCGUGCACUCCCCAUCACCCAUCCGUGUGCAAACGGUGGUGGACAGGACCCAGCAGCCUGUGGCCCAUCGAGAGUCUCCACCUGUGGCUCAACCUGAGAACAAACCAGAAAGCAAGCCAGGCCCCACUGCGCCAGACCUCCCUCCUGGACACGUCCCCAUUCAGGUGAUCCGCAAGGAGGCGGAGCCCAAGGCCGCGCCCCAGAAGCCACAGCCUCCUCCUGCUGAGAAGACCGAAGUAAAGGUCCCCUCGCCUCCCAUUCCUUGUCCUCCUCCCAGUCCCGCCCCACCAGCUGCUGUCCCUGCCUCUCCCAAGAACGUGGCUGCACCAGAGAGGGCAGCCCCCAGUCCUGCCCCUGCAGAAGCGACACCCCUCAAAGCAGGAGAGGCCGAGGCCCCCCCCAAGCAUCCAGGUGUGCUGAAAGUGGAAGCCAUCCUGGAGAAGGUGCAAGGGCUGGAGCAGGCGGUGGACAGCUUCGAAGGCAAGAAGACUGACAAGAAGUACCUGAUGAUUGAGGAGUAUCUGACCAAGGAGCUGCUGGCUCUGGAUUCCGUGGACCCUGAAGGACGAGCUGAUGUGCGCCAGGCCCGGAGAGAUGGGGUCAGGAAGGUUCAGACCAUCUUGGAAAAACUGGAGCAGAAAGCAAUCGAUGUCCCGGGUCAAAUCCAGGUCUAUGAACUCCAGCCCAGCAACCCUGAAACUGACCAGCCUCUGCAGGAAAUCAUAGGGAUGGGUGCUGUGGCAGCAGACAAAGGGAAGAAAAGUGACGGAAAUGAAGACCCCCAAGCUGAAACCCAGCAGCCAGAAGCUGCUGUAGCAGCAACAGCAGCAGCAGCAGCUCCAAAUCCAGGCAGCACAGUGGACUCAGCUGGCACCGAAUGAAGUACAGACCAGGGGCAGGGACUGCUGAUGUGCUCUAGGGGUUUUAGAUUGCAUGCAUUUCAGGGGCUGUCAGUCAGUUUUUGUUCAUAGCCACUUGGUACGCAGUAACUUGGGUGGAGGCAAAGCACUAAUAAAAGGGCUGAAAGGAAAGUGAUGCUUUGCUUCUGUAUUCUUCCUCUGUAUAAAUAAAGCAGUUGCUUCAGAAGUUUAACCCAUUGCUUGUGUGGGGCCCUGUAUGGGCAUGGGCACAGAAUGUUAGCCGUGCCUGUGAGCUGUCUUCUUGUAGCUCUGGGACUGAAGGAGUCUUGAAGGGGGUACACAGGGAGUUGAUUUCUCACCACGGAAAUAUGAAACCCAUUUUUCAGAAAUGUUGUCAUUUUAAUGGGAUGAUUUUCAUCUCAUUCAAAUACCUAACCUUAGAUAGAAAAGAAUGUGUAAGGAGCCAUAGGAAUAUCUGUAUGUUGAAUGACUUUAAUGUUACAUUUGGGGGAAAAAAGGAAUAAUAAAGUAGUUAUAUAACU
Dipodomys ordii (Ord's kangaroo rat) is the source of this 2544-nucleotide messenger RNA. It is a transcript of the gene Bag3, whose product is annotated as BCL2-associated athanogene 3. The transcript is spliced from 4 exons. The record is from RefSeq and is a predicted model, not a curated record. Gene Ontology annotation, molecular function: protein-folding chaperone binding; adenyl-nucleotide exchange factor activity. NCBI's taxonomy places the organism in Eukaryota, Metazoa, Chordata, Mammalia, Rodentia, Heteromyidae. Gene Ontology annotation, cellular component: nucleus; cytoplasm; membrane. Bases 284 to 2023 code for a protein of 579 amino acids. Gene Ontology annotation, biological process: muscle cell cellular homeostasis; protein stabilization; negative regulation of striated muscle cell apoptotic process.